Molecule: messenger RNA, 7651 nt
Organism: Sus scrofa (pig)
Lineage: Eukaryota; Metazoa; Chordata; Mammalia; Artiodactyla; Suidae
Source: RefSeq, a predicted model, not a curated record
UCCGAGCCGGCGGCGGCUCCCAGAAGCCCUUGUGACUCGGCUCUCAGCAGGGAAGUGUCUGGAAUUUCUGGGACCCAAAGUUUGGGCUGAAAAGCUUCUAGGCGGCUCUAGUUCGGACCAGGAGGCAACAACAGGGAACAGAAGGCAGUGGUCACCAAGCCGGGGAGACGAUCCCUGCCUGGCAGCCUCACCGCCUGAUUUCCGAAAGCCGCCACCGCCCCUGUGGGGACUACCUUUCCCAGGGGCCCUUGCGCUGGGGGACACGCCCACUUCCGGCGAGGACUUGCAGCGUGGGCGUGAGCUGAGGUUCGGAGGAGAAAGCCCAAGUGGCGCGGUGGCAGUGGUACCCCCGGGGUCGGGGGAGGCGCCGAGUGGUCGGCGUUGCUGUCUGAGCACGUGGGGGAGGGGACGUCUUGAACACGCGCGUGUGGCUUGACUGUGGCGGUGCGUUGUGUGUGUGUGUGAGUGUGACUGGGACGAGAAGUCGGGUACAUGUGUAAUAUGUGACUUGGGGGGCGAGGAUGAGUCAAGUGUGAGUCUGGGGCCUGUGUUUCUGCGCUUGUCUUUUGUGCACCUGCACGUCCCAGCUGCAUGUGAGGAGCGGCUUGUCCUGGAACGAAUGAAGGAAUUUGCCCGAGAGCUGGAAACACCGCCGGCCGAGACCACCCCCACUUCCUCCCUCUUCCUCCUCUCCGGCGGACACACACACACACACACACACACACACACACACACACACACACACACACACAAGACUCAAGCACCCAGAGCCCUCGAAGCCUGAGAAGGUGCCUGGUUGGGGCGCUGCGGCUUCUGGAGCAUUCUUGCCAGUCCCACCUGGAAGGUGUGGAAGUAGGGCCACGUCCCCAAGUUCACAGGACUGAGUAUAGAGGGCCACACCCAUGGCAUUUGGAGGUUCCCAGGCUAGGGGUCAAAUUAGGGCUAUAGCUACUGGCCUACACCACAACGGGAUCCGAGCCGCAUCUGCGACCUACACCACAGCUCACGGCAACACUGGAUCCUUAACCCACUGAGCAAGGCCAGGGACAAACCUGCGUCUUCAUGGAUACUAGUCAGAUGAGACACUGAAGAAUAGAGAAGACAAGUGAUCACUAGUAGGUGGAGGAGCCAGGAUUUCACAUCCAGGACGGGCUGAUCCAGAGUCCCCUGUGUCCCAGCUCUCAUGCAAUCCCCUCCACAACUGCUUGAGGUAGGUAUCGUUAACCACUUUUGACAGUUGAAGAAACUGACCCUGAGGGGGUUAAAUAAGUUCGCGAAUUCAGAUCCCAAACCUCCGCUUUGCAGUUUUGUUUUGUUUUUUUUUCUUGAACUUUCUGACCCAGUUUCUGUUAAGUAAAAUGGUGACCUAUACCUCACAGGGCUAUUAUAAGGUUGAGUGCGCUCAUAGUAAUGCACUCGCUAUAGUCCCUGCCACAUUAUAGGUGUUGAUUCUUAGCAUCGUCAUCAUUAUAAUACUGCUUUUCCAAAGCAGUGGAAUUCAGGAGAAAGCGGGGGACAGGGGACUUCUUCCGAACUAUAGUUUGUCACACAGCAAAAUGAGAACCUGGGUCUCCUGACGGUGUUUUGGUCCAUCUCUCUGCAAGCCACCUGGACUGCUGUAACAAAGGUAAUGCCCCUUUCUGGGGAAGAUGGCUUUUUUCAUGUCUCAUAGACUUUUUACAAAUCCUGAGUAGUUGUUUACAAGCUUGUGACUUGUGCACAAGUUCAUUUUCCAGAACUUUCAUGUGUGCGGUAGUGGCCAUGGUCCCUAUUUUCAUUGACAGCUGUGAAGGUCAGAUCAGGGUAGUGAUAUUUGCAGCAUGCCUAGGACAUGUCUGUUGUGAAAGGAUGGGUGUCUUUGAUCGAGAGAGAGAUUGUGCUCAGCCUGAAAAUCCAGAGCAGUGCAGAGCCCCAACUGUAAAUGAAAGGUUUCCUAGUGAGUGGCUGGACUGUGAGGGCAGGGAACAGAUAUGGGAAGAUCAGAGGGAAGGAAAGGGAAAAGUUUCCAGGCUGUGAUUGCUAGAGUUACUCAGUCUCUCACCAAUCCUUUCUCCUCCCCCCAGCUGUGCCCUCUCAGGGUAAAGCCCUUCUCCACAUGAGGUGCCGAGAAGAAGAGGUGGUGAUGGGAAUUGAACUUCUUAAAACCAUGUCCCUGGAUUCGGUGACAUUCACGGAUAUAGCCAUAGACUUCUCCCACGACGAGUGGGAAUGGCUGAAUCCUGCUCAAAGGACUUUGUACAAGAAGGUGACGUUAGAGAACUACGGGAACCUGGUUUCACUGGGUCUUUGCAUUUCUAAACCAGAUGUUAUCUCCUUACUUGAGCAAGGUAAAGAGCCCUGGAUGGUGACAGGUGAGACGACAGGAGGCCUGUGCCCAGACUUGGAGUAUGUGUGGAUGACAAAUGAAUUAUCUCCAGACCAGGAAAUCUUUGAGGAAAAAUUAUCCCAGGCAGUGGUAAUGGAAAGACUUCCAAGCUAUGACUUUGAAUAUUCCACAUUAGGAGAAAACUGGAAAUGUGAAGACCUGCUUAAGAGGGAGCUGAUAAGUCAGAAGACACAUUUUAGGCAAGAGACAGUCAUUCAUAUGAAUACCUUUAUUGAGAAAGGAGAUCAGUCUAACAAAUCUGGGACAAUUUUUCAUCUGAGUACAUUAUCUUAUAUAAAACAGGCACUUCCUAUUGAAGAGAGAAUAUAUAAUUUUGACACAGAUAAAAGUUUAAAAACACAUUCCUUUGUUAAAAAACACAAACAAGUCUAUGGAGAAAAGAAACUUUUGAAAUGUAAUGACUGUGAGAAAACUUUCGGCAAAAUCUCAACUCUUACUCUUCAUCAAAGAAUUCACACUGGAGAAAAACCCUAUGAAUGUAUUGAAUGUGGGAAAGCCUUUAGCCAAAGUGCCCACCUUGCUCAACAUCAGAGAGUCCAUACAGGAGAAAAACCCUUUGAAUGUACUGAAUGUGGGAAAGCCUUCAGCCAGAAUGCUCAUCUUAUUCAGCAUCAGAGAGUUCAUACUGGAGAGAAACCGUAUCAAUGUAAGCAGUGUAAUAAAGCCUUCAGCCAGCUCGCACAUCUCGCUCAACACCAGAGAGUUCAUACUGGAGAGAAACCCUAUGAAUGCAUCGAAUGUGGGAAGGCUUUUAGUGACUGUUCAUCCCUAGCUCAUCAUCGAAGGAUUCACACUGGAAAAAGACCCUAUGAAUGUAUUGACUGUGGGAAAGCUUUCAGGCAGAAUGCUUCUCUUAUACGUCACCGGAGGUAUUGUCACACUGGAGAGAAACCAUUUGAUUGUAUUGAUUGUGGGAAAGCUUUCACUGAUCACAUAGGACUUAUUCAGCAUAAGAGAAUUCAUACUGGAGAGAGACCUUACAAAUGUAAUGUGUGUGGCAAGGCCUUUAGCCAUGGCUCAUCCCUGACUGUACAUCAGAGAAUUCAUACAGGAGAGAAACCCUAUGAAUGUACUAUCUGUGAGAAAGCCUUUAGCCAUAGUGGCUCACUUACUCUUCAUCAAAGAGUUCAUACUGGAGAGAAGCCCUACGAAUGUAAGGAAUGUGGGAAAGCUUUUCGCCAGAGCACACACCUCGCCCAUCAUCAGAGAAUUCAUACUGGGGAGAAACCUUACGAAUGUAAGGAAUGCAGCAAAACCUUCAGCCAGAAUGCACACCUUGCACAGCAUCAGAAAAUACACACUGGAGAGAAACCCUAUGAAUGUAAGGAAUGUGGCAAGGCCUUCAGCCAGAUUGCACACCUUGUUCAACACCAGAGAGUCCAUACCGGCGAGAAGCCUUAUGAAUGUAUUGAAUGUGGGAAGGCCUUUAGUGAUGGCUCCUAUCUUGUUCAACAUCAGAGACUCCACACUGGCAAGAGGCCGUAUGUGUGUCUUGAAUGUGGGAAGGCAUUCAGACAGAGGGCAUCGCUCAUCUGUCACCAAAGGUGUCACACAGGUGAAAAACCUUAUGACUGUAACAUCUGUGGGAAAGCCUUUAGCCAUCGUAAAUCCCUUACUCUGCAUCAAAGGAUUCACACAGGAGAGAAACCUUAUGAGUGUAAAGAAUGCAGCAAAGCCUUCAGCCAGAUUGCCCAUCUGACACUACAUAAGAGGAUUCAUACUGGAGAAAGGCCCUAUGAAUGUAAAGAAUGUGGAAAAGCCUUCAGACAGAGUGUGCACCUUGCUCACCAUCAGCGAAUUCAUCCUGGAGAGUCAUCUUUUCCCUCCUCGUCACCCACAUACCACCAAGUCCUCUAGUUUCAAUUUUAUAAACACCUCUAUGACUGUCCCGUUAUCAUAGUCGAAGACGAAGCCAUCUCAUUUGGAUUUCUGCAUAGUGUUAUAACCAUUUUCCCUCCUGCUCAAGUGCAUUUUUAACACUGUGGCCAGCUUAAUCUUGUAAAAAUCUAUAUUCGUGUAACUUUUCCAUUUGAAACACUUGUUUUGAAGAAUAUUUGGGUGGGAGUUCCCGUCAUGGCUCAGCAGUAAUGAACCUGACUAGUAUCCAUGAGGACUCAGGUUCUAUCCCUGGCCUCACUCAAUGGGUUAAGGAUCCAGCAUUGCCGUGAGCUGUUGUGUAGGUCACAGAUGUGGCUCGGAUCCCACGUUGCUGUGGCUGUGGUGGAGGCCGGCAGCUACAGCUCCAAUUUGACCCCUAGCCUAGGAACUUCCAUAUGAGGUGGAUGUGGCCCUAAAAAGACAAAAAAGGAAAGAAGGAAUGUUAGGUAAUCCACUUAAAGAGUUUAGCAUGCAAUCCUUGGCUUGUAAUUAGUGUCACUAAGGUGGAUGUUGCCUUACAGUGAUAUUCAGCUGCAAGUAUAAUGCGCCAGCAGGUCGAGACUAAGAAGCCUACAAAUUUUAGAGCAGAUAACUUUUUACUCUCCUAGUAGGUAGGAAAGAUGAACACAUUCAGAAUUGAAAGAUUUUAUGAUAUACAGGAUAACAUGGUGGCUUGCUCCUCUCUUUGUAUGAAUAUAAGGAAAUCCAGCAUUGUUGAUGAGGAAGUCUCACCUUACCUGGUACUUAGAACAAAAGCAUUCAGUAGAAUGUAGGACUAACCAGAGGAUAUUUAAAAAGAACUAAAAUGAACAAGCUCAAAAAUGUGAAUAGGUUAAUAGCCAUGAAAUAAAGUACAAAAGGUAGUUCAACACUCUCACCUAUGGAAAAGCAUCAGAGACAAUUCCUGGGAUAUUUAAUUGUUCUGGAGCAUAAAAUAAAUCCAGUCAAGCCUCCCACCUUCUUAUUCUAUGAGACUGACAAGAUUAAAACCAAAACAGAAGAACAUACAUAUUGCAGUAAGCUUAUGAGUGUAGAUGUUAAAAGUUAAAUAUUUUUUAAUAUUAAAAAAUAGAGGAGUUCCCGUCAUGGCGCAGUGGUUAACAAAUCUGAGUAAGAACCAUGAGGUUGCGGGUUCAAUCUCUGGCCUUGGCUUACUAGUUUAAGAAUCCAGCAUUGCCAUGAGGUGUGGUGUAGGUCACAGAUGUGGCUCGGAUUCCACAUUGCUGUGGCUCUGGCAAAGGCUGGUGGCUACAGCUCCGAUUAGACCCCUAGCCUGGGAACCUCCAUAUUCCACAGGUGCGGCCCUAGUAAAGACAAAAAAAUAAAAAAUAGGUUAAAUGGGUUCCUUGGUGGCUAGUGGGUUAAGGACCUGGCAUCACUGCUAUGGGUCAGGUUGCUACUGUGGUGUGGGUUUGAUUCCUGGCCCAGGACCCUCCACAUGCUGUGGGUAUGGCCAAAAUAAAAUAUAUGAUUCAAUGGCUUUUAGUAUGUUCAGAGUUGAAACAGAUUGGUCAGAUGGCUGUGGGACACUUAGCUCUCUGGAAAAACAGAUCUAUACUUUGCACACUGAUGCCGCUCUGAUAGGUUAAAGAUCUAAAUGUAUGAUAUUAACGUGCAAGAAAAACAGUAUUUCUAUAACCUCAGCUUGAGACAGGCCUUCUUAACUAUUACACAUAACCCAGGAGCUAACGUUAAACUGAGUAACAUUUCUGUGUGGAAAACAUCAGAGUCAAAGUUAAUAGAUAAGUGAGAGACUGAAAGAAAAUGUUUGCAACAGAUAUAACAAAGGGCAAUAAUCCACCAUGUUCAAAGCACUGUUACACAUCAGCUGUAGUAACACUGCAACUCAGAAAAAUGGACAGGGGAGUUCCUGUCGUGGCGCAGUGGUUAACGAAUCCGACUAGGAACCAUGAGGUUGCGGGUUCGAUCCCUGGCCUUGCUCAGUGGGUUAAGGAUCCAGCAUUGGCUGGCAGCUGCAGCUCCAAUUAGACCCCUAGCCUGGGAACCUCCAUGUGCCGCGGGAGCAGCCCUAGAAAAGGCAAAAAGACAGAAAAAAAAGAAAGAAAGAAAAAUGGAUAGAGCUAAUGGCCAUUUUAAAGAAGAUGAAAUAAAAACAGCUAAUAAAAAUUACCCACUAUCAUUAGUAAUCAAGGUAAUGCAAAAUGAUAUUUUUAUUAUUUUCCCCAACAGGUUGAUUUUAAAUCAUAGAAGAGUGAUAAUACUCAGUGUGAGUGACUGUGUGAAAAACAAGGCUGUUCCAUUGUCUGUCGUAUAAAUUACUGUAUGUAGGAGAUCCCACUGUGACUCACCGGGUGAAGAAACCAACUAGUAUCCGUGAGGAUGCAGGUUCAAACCCUUGCCUUUCUUAACAGAUGCGGCUCGGAUGUUGUGUUGCUGUGGCAUAGGCCGGCAGCUGCAGCUCCAUUUCAGCCCUGAAAAUAAAUAAAUAAAUUUUUUAAAAGUGCUGUAUGUAUAGACCAUUUGAGUCAACACACCUCAGAAACCAAAGUGUAUGAAGGUAGGUAAGUGUGUAAUGGCAAAAAUAUUUUGUCUUCCUUAACCCACUGAGUGAGGCCAGGGAUCGAACCUGCAUCCUCAUGGAUGCUAGUCAGAUUCGUUUCCGCCAAGCCACAAUGGGAACUUAGGGUACAGGGUAAAUGGGUAAGUUAAUUAUCGUUUCCGCCAAGCCACAAUGGGAACUUAGGGUACAGGGUAAAUGGGUAAGUUAAUUAUGCUGUAUUCAUUCAAUAGAAUUAUAUACAGCUGUUGAAAAAAUUAAAGUGUGUAUAUAGCUGCAAAAGAUAGCUGUGCUGUUCUAAAUGGAGAGAAUUUUUUCAGACCUGUAUUCUAGUCUAGUAUAAACUCAUAAUAUCAAAAAUGAAACCAAAAGUAGAUUUUAUUUUAUUUUAUUUUAUUUUUUUGCUUUUUAGGGCUGCACCCACAGCAUAUGGAGGUUCCCAGGCUAGGGGUAGAAUGGGAGCUGUAGCUCCUGGCCUACACCACAGCCACAGCAACCUGAGAUCCAAUCCGUGUCUGCAACCUACAGCACAACUCACAACAAUGCCAGAUCCUUAACCCACUGAGCAAGGCCAGGGAUCGAACCUGCAUUCUCAUGACUGCUAGUCAGAUUUGUUUCCGCUAAGCCAUGAUGGGAACUUCCCCCAAAUUUUUAAAAAUGAUAAACUCUUAGAGGCUUAGGGUACAGAGUAAAUGGAUAAGUUAACUAUGCUGUAUUCAUUCAAUAGAAUUAUAUGCAGCUAUUGAAAAAAUAAAAAUAUGUAUGUAGCCAUAAAAGAUAGCUGUGCUAUUCUAAAUGGAAAGAAUUUUUUCAGACCUGUAUUCUAGUAUAAACUCAUAAUCAUGAUAUCAAAAAUAAAACCAAAAGUA